Messenger RNA from Alnus glutinosa, 6374 nucleotides. RefSeq lists its product as uncharacterized. Lineage: Eukaryota; Viridiplantae; Streptophyta; Magnoliopsida; Fagales; Betulaceae. The coding region runs from base 379 to 5355 and encodes 1658 amino acids. Gene Ontology annotation, biological process: protein deubiquitination. The transcript has 15 exons. The record is from RefSeq and is a predicted model, not a curated record. Gene Ontology annotation, molecular function: protein binding; cysteine-type deubiquitinase activity.
UUCGCAUUCCCACGUAUAUAAUCCCCCUUCUUAAUCUUUCUCUCUUCCCCCAACCAAAGCUCAACCCCUUCCGUGGGUAGGCGCCUGUCUGUCACUCACAGACCACCACUCUUCCCCCUCCCCUAGGUUUCCUCGCCGAUCCAUCUCCGUGUUCUUCUCCGUCACCGUCACUGUCACCGGCGACAUUCCUGUAAAAUUUCAACUCUACCCUCACAUUCUCUCUCUAUUAUCCACAGUAAGUCUCGCCCCUCUUUCUCUCUCUCUCUCUCUCUCUCUCUCUCUCUCUCUCUCUCUCUCUCACCUAUAUAUGUACACACAUAAAUACGUAGAUAUAGAAUUAUAUAUGCACGUGAAUCGGAUUGCUGUAAACUCAAUUUGAUGGGGCAUAAGAAGCGAAACGUCGCUCCACGCUCCAAGCAAUCGCCGGCGGGUCAACCAGGCGAGGCCGGAGCAGAAAAUGGUCCCAGUUUAUUCGAAGCGGACCCGUUACAGAAUCCAAAUACGAAUAACGCCAAGAACCAGGCGAAGAUCGAGCCAUUGGCGGAAUCGGACGAUUCGUCUUACACCGCCGUGAAGCUCGAAUGCGAGAAAUCCCUAAUGGCGCUGCGGCGCGGGAACCACACAAAGGCGCUGCGGCUGAUGAAGGAGUCGUGCGUGAGGCACGAGGGCUCGACGCACGCGGCGCUGGUGCACCGGGUCCAGGGCACGGUGUGCGUCAAGGUGGCCUCCAUUAUCGACGACCAGACCGCGAAGCAGCGGCACUUGAAGAACGCCGUCGAGUCGGCGCGGAGGGCCGUCGAGCUGUCGCCGAACUCGAUCGAGUUCGCGCACUUCUACUCGAACCUGCUCUACGAGGCGGCGAGCGACGGAAAGGAGUACGAGGAGGUGGUGCAGGAGUGCGAGCGCGCGCUGGCGAUCGAGAGCCCGGUCGAUCCCGCGAAGGAGAGCCUGCAAGAGGAGAGCCAGCAGAGGAUAUCGACGCCGGAGGCUAGAAUCGGGCACGUGCAGAACGAACUGAGGCAGCUGAUUCAGAAGUCGAACAUCGCGUCGUUGUCGACUUGGAUGAAGAACUUGGGGGGUAGUGGGGAGGAGAAGUUCCGGUUGAUUCCGAUUCGGAGGGUCACGGAGGACCCGAUGGAGGUGAGGUUGGUGCAAGCGAGGAGGCCGAAUGAGAUCAAGAAGGCGACCAAGACGCCCGAGGAGAGGAGGAAGGAGAUUGAAGUGAGAGUUGCUGCGGCGAGGCUGUUGCAGCAACACAAGUCGGAGUCGGGGUCGCCCCAGUCGCAGAAUGGGGCGGGAUUGGAUUCGUCUUCCGGGUCGAAAGUAGGGGAGCAGCGGCGAGGGAAGCAUGGGAAUGUGAGGAAGAAUGGGUCGAGGGCGGAGAGGAGGGAUUGGGCUUGGUCGUAUUGGAAUUCUAUGAGUGUUGGUAUGAAGAAGGAGUUGCUUAGGAUUAGGGUUUGUGAUCUCAAGGCGCAUUUUGGUUCGGCCAAGGAUGGUUUGGCGAAUGAGGUUUUGUCGGAGGCAUUAUCGUUUGCUGAGGCCAAUAAGACGUGCAAGUUCUGGCUUUGCUGCCGGUGUAAUGACAAGUUUGCGGAUUCGGAAUCUCAUAUGCAGCAUGUUGUGCAAGAGCACAUGGGAAACCUUUUACCCAAAUUGCAGUCGGUUUUGCCUCAAAAUGUUGAUAAUGAAUGGAUCGAGAUGCUUCUUAACUGCCCUUGGAAGCCGCUGGACGUCCCAGCUGCUGUUAGGAUGCUUGCAAAUCAAAGAAGAAAAAGCAUCAAGGAUUCUGAGUUUGGAGAGGAUUUCUUUUCAGGGAAUCAUACGGAGGAGUGUGAGGGCUCCUUCAAGGAUGCAUGGGAUUCUUCUUCUUCUUCCCCUGAGAAGGUAAAUUUCACGGAUGGUUGCAAUAAUGUUGCUAUGAAGAGCAACGAUAACAACAACAGCUAUGAUAAAGUUGCCAAUAUUGAGUGUGGUGAAUGUGAUGAGGAGCAUGGCGCGAUGACAUAUUCCGUUGCUGAUAGCUGGCCAAUAUCUGAUGAUGAUGAGCGUGCAAAGCUUCUCGAAAGAAUUCAUGCUGUAUUUGAGGUGCUUAUUAGACACAAGUAUCUUGCUGCAAGUCAUCUUAACAAGGUGAUACAAUUUACGAUGGAUGAGCUGCAGGGUCUUGCUUCUGGUUCCCAGCUUCUGAACCUUGGUGUGGAUCAAACACCUAUAUGUAUCUGCUUUUUGGAUGCAACCCAGCUCAGGAAAAUCCUUAAAUUCUUGCAGGAACUAUCUCAAUCUUGUGGCCUAGGUAGAUAUUCAGAGAAAAGUAGUAGUUCCACGGAUGAUACAAACAGUGAAACUCAAGCUCACGAGAUUAACGAGAAUAUUGUUCUUAAUGGAGAUGGAUCAUGUCUCCUUCUGGAUGAAUCUUUACUACCAAUUGAAUGUGCUCCUGCAACAGGUCAUGGUGCUGCCAUUGAUAAUUCGGCUGCUGCUGGCACUGCAAAUGGGGUUCUACCUGAUACCGAUGCUAUGCUAUCCUGGAUAUUUGCAGGUCCCACAAGUGGGGAACAGUUGGGUUUUUGGAUGCGUACAAAAGAAGAUAAAACACAACAAGGAAUGGAAAUUCUACAGAUGCUUGAGAAGGAGUUCUACCACCUACAGAAUCUUUGUGAGAGAAAAUGUGAGAGUUUAAGCUAUGAGGAAGCAUUGCAGACAGUGGAGGAUCUGUGUCUUGAAGAAGGUAAGAAGCGGGAGAGUGUAAAAGAGUUUGUACACAGAAGCUAUCAAUCUGUCCUGAGGAAGCGGGGAGAAGAGCUCCUUGAGAGUGAGAAUGAUGUGAUGUUCCCCGGCAGUAGGUUUGAGCAAAAUGCUAUCUCAAAUGUUUUAAAAGAAGCAGAAAGUCUAAAUGUUAAUCCAUUUGGGUAUGAGGAAACUUAUGGUGGUGUGACUUCUCAGUUAUGUGACUUGGAAUCUGGUGAAGAUGAUGAUUGGAGAGCAAAGGACUAUUUGCAUCGAGAGGACACUUGUAUAGAAGUUGCAAUUCAGAGACAGAAAGAACAGUUGUCCAUAGAGCUCAGCAAAAUUGAUGCACGAAUCAUGCGAAAUGUUUCCGAGAUGCAGCAGUUGGAACUCAAGCUUGAGCCUGUGUCCGCCCAUGAUUAUCGGUCAAUAUUAUUGCCUCUAGUGAAAUCAUACCUGAGGGCACAUUUGGAGGAUUUGGCUGAGAAAGAUGCCACAGAGAAGUCUGAUGCUGCAAGAGAAGCGUUUUUAGCAGAGCUUGCACUCGAUUCUAAGAAGGGUGUUAGAGGAGGAAGCGAUAAUUCCAGGCAUGUACAGGAGAAGACAAAGGAUAAGAAAAAGAACAAGGAGUACAGGAAAACCAAAGAUUCAAAGACUACCGGUGGUCUCGAGCUGCAAAUGCUUCAUCCUGAGACUGCUGAGUCAGUUUCCUUUCCAGUUGCAUCUGAUGGUCAUCAUCAAGAUUCUGAGAUUGUUGUUUCUGAGAAUGGUCAUUACUUGAUACCACGGGAUGAGGAAUUUAGACUUAAAUUUGAGCUUGAAGAGGAGGAAAGAAAGCUUGAAGAAACCUUGGAGUAUCAAAGAAAAAUUGAGAAUGAGGCGAAACAAAAGCACCUUGCUGAGCAACAUAAGAAAUCUACUCGAACAUGUACAGAGAAGGUGGCAGAAGGAUUGAAUGAUUUUUACUUGGUGCCUGGUGUAGAUGAUCAAGAUGUUCAUGAGCAGUUGAAACCUUGUAUGCAGGAUCACUUGGCACAGAAAGAUGGACUCCUUAACAAUCUAGAGGAUAUGCUUCCGAAUGGGUCCCCUGUGCCAAUAAGAUCUUUUACUGUUUCUGGUACCAAAAAGAUUAAUAGUACGCAUCACACAACAGCUAAACAAGUCCUAGCUAAUGGAGGAAUUUCGGAAGAUGGUCUUUUGGCAUCUGAUCGACGGACAGGAAGGAAAGGUAAACGACAGAAUAGGUCCUCCAAAGUGCUCGAUGGAAAGUCUCAAGCCAUGUCAUCUGAAAAGGAGAAUACUGAUACUGAGGGUCACUUACAAGAGCAAGAUAGAUUUCAUGACUCUCUCCUUGCAGAUAGUGUUGGCCCCUUACUGGUAGACAAUGGAACAAAGACAUUGAGACAAUUGCAAGUAGAGGAUGAAGAGGAGGAAAGAUUUCGAGCUGAACUUCAAAAAGCCUAUAGCCAAAGCCUUGACACAUAUCAUGCUCAAGCGCAUAAGAAAUUGCCCUUUGUCUCAACUGCAAGGACACAACAUACGAUUUCUCCAGAAGCAGAUAAGUUUGAUGUUUCACCAAAUGGAGGCGUGGUGGAUAAUGUGAAUGGUGCAGAUGUCUUUGGUACAGGACUGCAGAAUGAAGUGGGCGAGUACAAUUGCUUUCUGAAUGUUAUAAUACAGUCCUUAUGGCAUUUAAGACGGUUUCAAGAUGAUUUUUUGAGGAGAUCAACAUCAGUGCAUGUUCAUGUGGGUGAUCCUUGUGUCGUUUGUGCAUUAUAUGAAAUAUUUACGGCCCUGAGCAUUGCAUCUACCGAUACUCGAAAAGUAGCAGUGGCCCCUACUUCUUUGAGAAUCGCUCUAAGCAACCUGUAUCCAGAUAGUAAUUUCUUCCAAGAGGCUCAAAUGAAUGAUGCUUCUGAAGUACUUGCAGUUAUAUUUGACUGCCUUCACCGAUCAUUUAUUACUGGUUCGACUGUUUCUGAUACUGAAUCAGUGGAAAGCAAUUGCAUGGGGUCUUGGGAUUGUGCAAACAAUUCUUGUAUAGUGCAUUCGCAUUUUGGACUGGACAUUUAUGAACGAAUGAAUUGCUACAGUUGUGGUCUGGAGUCGAGACAUUUAAAAUAUACUUCUUUCUUUCACAAUAUAAAUGCCAGUGCCCUCCGAACCAUGAAGGUUAUGAGUCCAGAAAGUUCUUUUGAUCAGCUUUUAAAUCACGUAGAGAGGAGUCAUCAGUUAGCAUGUGAUCCAGAUGCUGGUGGGUGUGGGGGGCUCAACUACAUACAUCACAUUCUGUCAACUCCACCACAUGUUUUCACCACAGUUCUAGGUUGGCAGAAUACAUGUGAGAGUGUUGAUGACAUAACAGCAACACUGGCAACCCUAAGUACUGAGAUAGAUAUCAGUGUCCUUUAUCGUGGGUUAGAUCCAAAGAGCAAGCAUAGCUUGGUUUCAGUGGUUUGCUAUUACGGGCAACAUUACCAUUGCUUUGCCUAUAGUCAUGAACUUGAACGGUGGAUUAUGUAUGAUGAUCAAACUGUCAAGGUAAUUGGUGGUUGGACUGAUGUUCUUACCAUGUGCGAAAGAGGGCACUUGCAACCUCAGGUUCUUUUCUUUGAAGCAGUAAACUAGUUUUCCUGUUGGAACUUGUCACAUCUUUUGCUGCAUUAGAGAGCAUUGAGUUUGAGUUGGCCUAGCUUUCAACUGCUGUCUAUGGUCUAUGAUGAGGCGCUGUUGAUAUUGAUGCAUUUGCUGCGUACACCAGUGCAGUGCAGACAGUGAAACCUGCAACAUUUGGGUAUAGGAAAUGUUAAGAAGUUUUGAUAUAAAAUCGAGUUGUGACAUUAAAUCAAGAGUUACUGUGAAAUCAGGAGUUUUGUAGCAAUUGGUUCUAGCAGGGAAAGAUGAUGUAUAAAUGAGGUUUUUGUUUCAACUUAACGACAACAGAUGAUCGAAGAGUCCGAAGUGUAGAUUUUGGUUCUCUUGCUUCAGAAUACUGUUUCGGCAUAAUAGGAGAUAUCCCACCCCUGGAGUUUUUAUUUCACUCCUUGGAUCUUUUUAAUAAGAUGGUUUUGGUUGGGAGAAAUAGCAAGUAUUGUUAUAAAGGUUGCAUGGCCAUUUAUGCACCGGAGGAGCAUGUCAUGCUUAUUUUUACCGUGGAAAUGAGUGCCAGUGGCAUUUUUUACUGGGAAGCAUAUAUAGGCAGUUGUAAUGGGGUAUAUUUAGUUAACUAGAUUCGAAAUCUCUUCCAAAUGUUUUGAAAUAUUUUCCCCCGGUUUAAAGAGUUCCUGUAUAGAUCAUAUCGUGGCGGUGUGAACCUUCAUACUGCAGCUUACACAAGAUUGUUACCUCAUCCUGAUGCCCAUGGGAUUAGAUUAAAAAUUGGAAAACUGGUUGCUCUUUCUGCGGCUUCUGAUUAUUUAUGCCAUUUACUGGAUGAUUUUUGCUUCUCUUUAAUCAUAUCUAUGGAGGAGUAUGGGGCAUCCAGGAUUUGUGCUGCACCUGAAACCAAUGUAUAUACAGUGUAUUUUUUUUAACUAUUUAUUAAUUAAUAUUUUCGUCAAUUUGUACCAGGACAAAAGUAACAUGUCAUUUUCUUGAAGUUGAGAAUGUGCACUCUCAAUUUACUGCUAGUGAAGUUCAAGUUUUUA